CUGUCCUCUGGCCUUCUUCGGCUUCUUGUCCGAAGAUUUAACAUCUCGAAAAAAAAUCAGAAAUUUCUCAGUCUACUGUUCAGAGAAAAAAAUUUCUGGAGAAAAGUUUUUCUCUUCGUGAAUUUGGAAGCGUCAAUUUAAGGUGAGAAGAAGAAAAGCUUGAAAAGAGGAGGGAAAGAAAUAAAUAAUUAACAAAUUCUUUUUUCUUAUUUUAUAUAAUUUAUUUUGUUUUGGUGGCAAAUUGAGCCGUGUUGAGGUUUGUGGUUUCAGUGAAGAACCCUAGGCGAUUAUAAUAAGCUUCUCUUCUCCUAGAUCACGGUUUUUUAUUUGAUGUUGAUGGAUCUACUGGUCUUGUGAGAAUGAUAAGCUGAUGAUGAUGAUGAUGUUACAAGUUUAAUGCAUGUGAAUGAGGAUUCUGCAGUUUAUCUGAACUUCCAAGGAUGCAAAAUCAAGAUGUGUUGUUAUGUGAACGCUUAGUUUUUUGUAACCAACUAAAACAUUAAGCUCAGGUUGGCUCGUUUUCAAGAUACUGAUUCUGUGAGUAGUCGGAUCCUGAAAACAAUUUCUGAAAUUUUUGACAUAACUGAAGCUUCUAGUGGUGUAGUUUUAUGUUUCCAAACAAGGCUUCAAGAGAAAUCAGCUUUCCAGCAGGAACAUAAGCCUAAAUGCAGCAGUCUGGUUACGAUGAGAUGCAGUUGUUGCAGCAGCAGCAGGUGAUGCUCAAGCAACUACAUGCUCUUCAAAUGCAGCAGCAGAACUUUUCAAACCCCUUUUCAUCUACAGCUCAGAAGCAAGCUAACAGUAGCAGGCAGUUUCCACCUCUUCUUAAUGAAAUGCCUCUAAAUGAUUCUUCACAAGGAUAUCUAAAUUGGGCACAGGGUAAUGCAACCCUCGGCCAACAAGGAAUGCUUGAUAGAACAAUGUUCUCAACGGGCUUUGGUUCUCAGCAGCCUGAUAUCUCUCUCUACGGUGCUCCGGUUACUAAUGCUAGAGGUAAUAUGGGUCAACAGCUUCCCAUCCAAGCGAUGUAUCAGGAAAAUGGCAGGGAACAUUUUAAUAACCCUUUCCUUAAAAGUCAAUAUGCUUCAUCUCCACCACAGUUACCUCUACAGCAGGGAACUUUUAUGUCAAAUCUUGGAGUUCAAGGGAGAGGUAUGCCCGAAGCAGGUUCAGUCAAUCUCCUUUCUCAACAAUUUGGCAGUCCUCCAAAAGAUUCUAGUGGAAGGCAGGAGGAACAAGCAAGCUGGUCUUCGUUUCAGCAGAAGGAUACUACUAAGCUAUCUCAAGGUUUGGUUCCUCUUGACCCACUAGAAGAGAAGAUUCUGUUCAGUAUGGAAGAUAGUAGUAUCUCCGAGAUUGCUUCUGGAGUAUUCGGUGACAGUGUGAGUUUCUCUAGUCCUUUCCCAUCAUCUUUGCAGAGUGGGAGCUGGAGCGCGCUUAUGCAGACUGCUGUUGCUGAAGCUUCUAGCAGCGACACUGGUCUCCCUGAGGAGUUUAGUGGCUUAACAUAUCAGAACAUGGAAAUAUCUGCCGACAUUAAUGACAUAUCCAACUUCAUAGACAAUGAUAAGCAACAGUCUGGUUUUGUGAAUACUAACACCUUGCUUGGCUCUUCUUCUUUGAACUCUAGCUUUCCUGGGUUUCAGGUGCCUUCUAAUCAGCUGAGACCAAGUCUCUUUCAGGAUGAUAGUACUCCUGUUUCCACACAGAGGUCCUCGAAUGUGACUGGUCAUUGGGUGGAUUGUAAUUCUCAACCGAAGAUAUCUACAGGUAAUAUGUAUAUGCAGUCCUCAGGGAUGUUUGAUCAGCUACAAUUUCAGACAGGCAUUCAUCGCCCCAAUACAGCUCCGUCGUCUGCAAGUCACUUAGCUGGUAUGUCUUCACUUGUGCCCCGUCAGCUCGGACAAGCAGGGAUGUUUCCACAGUUCAUACAACAGAAUGAUCCGUCUACAGUGUCUGUAUCCCAAAUGCAGAUGACCAAUCCAUUUGUAGCAUCUUUACCUGACAAUGCAACACUUACAGGUGUUAAUUUGGAUCCUGGCCUUGGAGGUCACACCACUAGUCAGACUAGAUCACCCCAACGAGGUACGAAUCAGCAGUUCAAUGUGUGGAUGGACUUACCAACUCGCCAGCAUCUUUUGGAGCAAGAAUCACUCAAAGUUCCUGGUAAGAUAUUGGAAAGUGAUGUCACAACCUGGCAAAAGGCUCAACAUAUGUCGUCCACAGGAUAUAAUAUGCAACCGAAGAUUGGUUUGCCUCAAGAGCAGGGAGCAGCUGAUUUCACUGCCUCCAACAAAGAUUUUAAUAAACUGCAAAUGGAUAGCGGAAUGAGCUCAGUGUCACAGCUUAAGUCAUUUUCGUUCCCUGGCUCAAGGAUGGAACCAAUGGGAGCCUCUAGAAAUGACCAGAUGCAACCUGCACAUGAAUCUCAAGAGAUUCUUGAUCAGUUACCUCAGCAUUCUAAGCCUUUAAACACACAUGCAAAGAUAAUCGCACCAAAGAAACGCAAACUCAUGAGAACUAAGAAGCUGGCUUGGCAUGAAGAAGUCUCCAAUGCACCCCAAAGGGAUUACACAAUCAGUGAGGCAGAACAAGAAUGGGCCAGAGUUGCUAACUUCUUAGCUGAGAAGGCCGAGUAUGAUACACAUACCUUCGCAUUUGCACCGCCAUUGCAUCGUUCAAAGAGAAGACUUGUUAUAACAUCACAGCUUAUGCAGCAGCUAUUUGAUCCUCCACCUUCACUUCUUCUAUUUUCAAAAGCCUCGUCAAGCUAUGAUGUUUUGUGUUUCUUCAUUGCUCGAGUAACUCUUGGUGAUGCUUGCAGCGUUACCCACAAGAGAGAUUAUGGGUUUCCAUCAUCCUCAUAUGAGGUUGACAAGAUACCGAAAAAGAUUGAGGAUGUGCAACAUUCUGAAGUUGCUAAAAGUUUAACAGAGAAAGCAAAUAAACUCAAGGAGAGCUUUGAAAGAGUGGAGAAAACACAGUCAAUGGCAGAAAUAAAAUUCGACAUAGAGGACUUGGAAAGAUUCUCUGUUAUCAACCGUUUCGCAAGGUUUCACAGCAAGGGACCAGUCUCCGGACCAUCCGCUCUUCCAAAACCGAUGCCACAGAGAUACGUUGCAGUUGGACCCAUGCCUAGGAGCUUACCAGAGGGAGUACAAUGCAUUUCAUUAUGAUUCUGUCUUUGCUAUGCAUAUAACCAAAGGAGAACAUACAGUAUCUUAUCUAUAUGUUUUGGUACUAUUCUUUGCCUCCUCGGAAUGCAAGAAUAUAUUGAAAAAACAACCAUCCUCGGAUGACACAACAGCUUAGCUAUACUCCUGCUGCUGUUUCUUUUCCAAUGGAAGUAUAUAUUGUUGUAUUGGGCGUGUGUUUUUGUGUGUUUUGGGUUGAAUAUCAGGUCUCUGCAGGAAGAAUAGGAUGAUCCUUUUUGGUUACAGAUAUGUCUGUUGUUUUGUUUUUGCUAGUUUUAAGCUAUUAACUUAGUUUGGAAGUUAGAAUCUUAUAAACAAUACAUGGAUAAUGACAUUGCCCUUUAUAUAUAUUUUAAAUUUUAUUUCCAAGA
Eruca vesicaria subsp. sativa (arugula) is the source of this 3565-nucleotide messenger RNA. The record is from the annotation of a GenBank genome assembly. NCBI's taxonomy places the organism in Eukaryota, Viridiplantae, Streptophyta, Magnoliopsida, Brassicales, Brassicaceae.